UGUUGCUAGAAUGAUCGAUGUAGUUUGUUUUUUUUUAAUUUACCCUUUUAACUAAUGUUAUUUGUGAUCGCUAUAAUUUAUUGGCAAAAUACCUACUACCCGUGCUUUUAACUUGAUAUAUACUGAUUUAUGAAAGUGAGAUCGACAAUUUAUCCAUGGUGUGGUCGGGCUGAUGAGACAAAAUAUUCACCCCGAUUCUGUAUUUCGUUCGAAUCGGAUUGUUUCGAUCCAAUACAAAAUUUUGCAUUCUGUAGCUCGACCGAGUUCGAGUUUUCCAUACAAAAGCAUCAUUCGAUCGAAUUGCAAAAGGCAAAUUUUUACAUUCGUUCGGGUGAUGGUUCAAUGCUCCGUUUGUAUUAUUAUUGAUAUAAUGAUCCAAGCUGUAUCGCAGGAUAAAUGAAGCAAAUUACAUCUUACAGAUCGAAAAUACACUUGAAAAAACAAGUAUAGGUACCUCGACAUUGAAUAAAUCCGAUUUGUUUGAACGAUAUUUACAGAAUGAACUUGUACCGACAGUACGGAGCCAUGUACAUGAAAUGACCAAAUUUUCCGAAAAAAUGUUCAACAUAGAGAAGGACAAGAAUGUUAGUGUUUCAAAAUUCGAUGAAUGUCUGAAGGAGGCAGAGCGAUACAAUGAUAAAGGAAACGAGUUUUGUAAGCGAGCUAAGGCAGGGGAAUAUAAGGAUAACAAUGAUCUCACAGCAAUUGAUAUGUACACAACAUCAAUUCAAUUGAACAGUAAAAAUCCUACUUCUUAUGUAAAUCGUGCUCUCUGUUAUUUCAACCUUGAGCGAUAUGAAGAGUGUAUUGCAGAUUGCAAGAGAGCACUUACGUUAGAUAAAACUAAUAUUGAAGCAUUAUACCGUCGAAUGCAGGCGUACGAGUACUUAGGUCAGAACCGACUAGCAAUUUUAGAUUGCCAAGAAAUAUUGAAAGUUUCUAAAGAUUCAAAAGAAUUAUCCAAAGUCAAUCAUGAUAUGGAAAGAAUCACUAAAAGAAUACGCCAUGAAGCUGACACAUUCAAACAACAAGGAAAUGAUCACCUGAAAAACAAGAACUACGAAAAAGCUAUUGAAUAUUUCUCAGAAGCUAUUAAUCUGUUUGGAAGUGAUGAAGUUUACCAUUAUAACCGUAGCAUGUGUUACUUCCACUUGAAGAGCUAUGAUAAAUGCUUAGAAGACUGUAAUAAAGCAAUUGAGACAAAUGAAAACUAUUUUCGCCCUUAUUAUCAACGAAUGCGAGUACGAGAAAUUCGUGGGGAAUACCUCGCAGCUAUAAAUGAUUGCAAAAAAUUUCUUGAUUUGGUUCAAGAUGAAAAGCAACGUUCGACGGCUUAUAAAGACUUACAACGUUUGUUGAAAAUACAAUCCGAACCUGCUCUGUGUGACUGGAACGUAUUAAGGAAAGACGCCUCUCUAAUUAACUUCACCCAGAAACCGCCACACCUACGUUCAAAGAAACCACUAAAGCGCAUUUCGAUUUCUGAAGAGCACUCGAUUGCAAAUUCCAAAUCAAAUCCUCCCAACUAUAUUGUAGCAUCCGACUACGAACCCAUACCGGAUGCUGUAAUCGACAAAAUGUUCAACAAUAAUACAGGAGAGCGUGUCGAGGAACCGAUGGAGGAUACCAACUUAGAAAAUCUAUUUCCAUCGUCAUCGAAAUCUAACAGAUUAAAAAGACUUUUUUCGCCGGCCACCACCCCAACAACCCCACCAAAAGAUCUGUUCCCAAGUUUUGCAUCAGUUCCUAACGUGGUUCCCAUUGGCGGUUGUGAACAUUCACAAUCCUCGGAGGCAGCGUCAAAAGAGCCAAUAAAUUCUCAAACAGUAAAAGUGGUAACAGAUAGCAACAUGGAAGAAAAUAUGCACCAUACGAAACGUGAAAAGGAUAUUAUCAAUCAAGGAAAUUGCCAACCCGAGGCUGAAAUACGUCCUGAUAAAGUUCGAACUACCAUCAAAUAUGAGAAUGAUAAUCCCUACCCAGUCAUGCCACACUCAUCGGUGCACUUUUAUAAUAUUUGGAUCAAUCUAAGAACUGAAAAUGAAAAAUACAAAUAUUUGAAGAGACUUGAAAAUGCUCCCUUGCAUAAGCUGCUAGGAGCGGAAUUAUCUCCCGAAAUGCUUACUGAAAUUUUAUCAGUGCUGGAACGGUACAGUAAGGAAGAAAACUAUUCUCCAUUGCGAAUCCUCACGAGUAUUCUGAAGCACUCUGGUAUCGGACUACUUAUGACAAUGAUAACCGACAAGGACAGACGUUGUCUUAUCAAGCUCUUGCAAUUAAUGGAUACAAUAGAAGUCGACACCGAUGCCGUGCGAGAUGUAAAAAAGUGUUUAACACUUGAAGUUUAGUCUGCGUAAUUACAUAAAUCAGUUGUUUUCGCUUCAUUAAUUUGUGCAAAAAAUGGCAUUAAAUCGUUUCAGUAUGUAAUAUUUGAAAAAUGCAAUAAAUUAGUUUUAUGAACAUU
This is a messenger RNA of Malaya genurostris, 2464 nucleotides long. Its product is annotated as RNA polymerase II-associated protein 3-like. The transcript has 6 exons. Gene Ontology annotation, molecular function: protein binding. NCBI's taxonomy places the organism in Eukaryota, Metazoa, Arthropoda, Insecta, Diptera, Culicidae. The record is from RefSeq and is a predicted model, not a curated record. The coding region runs from base 537 to 2348 and encodes 603 amino acids.